Messenger RNA from Trichomonas vaginalis G3, 1767 nucleotides. Its product is annotated as ankyrin repeat and SOCS box-containing protein 4 family. The record is from RefSeq and is a predicted model, not a curated record. The transcript has a single exon. NCBI's taxonomy places the organism in Eukaryota, Parabasalia, Trichomonadida, Trichomonadidae. The coding region runs from base 1 to 1767 and encodes 588 amino acids. Gene Ontology annotation, molecular function: protein binding.
AUGAUUAUAGAAGCCGUUCAAAUGGCAGCUGCGUUCAACAAUAAGUAUUUCCGUUCAUACUUGAAAAUCUUCAAAAAAGUGUAUGAAGAAUACCAUCCAGCAAUAUAUACGCCACCAUCACCUGCCAUGUUGUACUUUUUAUAUAUGGAUUAUGGUGUUUUGGCAUUUGGGAUAACAUUACAAACCAUCCAAAAACUUGAAUUAAAAGGAUUUGUUUUGGAUGUUCAUCCAGAAAAUACAAUUUACAGAGCAAUUAUGAAUGAUGAUAUACAAUCAUUUAUCGCUUUUACUGAGAGAGCAGGAUUUGAUGAAAAUCAGAGGUUCUAUAAUGAUUUUUAUGAAUAUUCAAGUAGAGGAUAUACAUUGCUUGAAUUGUGUUGUUAUCAUGGAGCUGUUAAUUGUUUCAAACUGUUAAGAACGAAAUUUAAUUCAAUAAUAUCUGAAAAAUGCCUUCAAAUGUCAUUUUUGGGUGGAAAUCAAGAAAUAAUGAGUGAGUGCAUGAAACAAGUAAAACCUAACAAAGAAUGCAUGCGAUAUGCAAUCAUGUCGCACAAUAAUGAUUUUGUUUCUUUCUUGGCUGAGGAAUGCAACAUCGAAAUUGUUGCUAAUGAAUGCUAUUUAUUCUAUAAUCUUCAAGCACUGUUUAUAUUGCUUGAUCGUACAAAAGAUAUCGGAUCAUGCUUGGUGAAGUCGGCCUACUUUAAUAUUCCAUCACUUUGCGAAUAUUUCCUUCAGCAUGGAGCAAAUGUCAAUGCUAUGGAGUCUGAUAAAUUCGGCAUGACUGCUAUUCAUGUGGCUACACAAUUCUUUAAUUUUGAAACAGCCAAUUUUCUUCUUGCUAAUGGCAGUGACAUUAAUAUAAAAUCAAAGAUAGGGCUUAAUCCUCUUCAUAUUGCAGCUGGAAAAUGUGGAAAAGAAGUACUUGAAUUUCUUAUUUCCCAUGGAAGUGACAUCAAAGCAAAAACGCGCGAAGGAAAUCUUGCAAUUCAUAUGGCAGCAAUAAGUAAUCAAGUGAAAAAUACAGAAUAUUUUUUAGAUCAUGGUUUUGAUAUAAAUGAAAGAAAUAAUGAAGGAGUUACACCUCUUCAUAUUGCAGUUAAAUACCAUAGUAAUGACGUCGCUGACUUUUUAAUACAACGUGGUGCAAAUAUUAAUUCAAAAGAUUUAUUUGAUGGCACUCCCCUUCAUUUCGCUGCACGUUGUAAGAACAGAGAAAUGGUGGAAGUUUUAGUUUUGCUUGGUGCUGACAUUAAUGCACGAGAUAAUCACCAAAGAACCCCUCUUCAUUGCGCAGGAGAAAGUACUGAUACUGGUGCUGCUGAAGUUCUUAUUGCCCAAGGUUCUGAUAUCAAUGCAAUAGAUGAUGUUGGUUUUACAGUCCUUCAUUAUGCAGCAGAAAUUAACUGUGUCAAAACAGCAAUUUUUUUCAUUUCUCAUGGUGCAAAUGUUGAUGCAAUGGCAUUUGCCAAUGAAACUCCCCUGAUUGUAGCAGCCGCAAAAAACAGUACCAGAGUCGCAGAGAUUCUUAUUUUAAAUGGUGCAAAUAUUAAUCAUAAGGGUAUUUAUGGUGAUAAUGCCCUUCAUAUUUGUGCAAAAUACGGUAGUUUAAAUGUUGCCGCGAUUCUUGUUAAACAUGGAAUUGAUAUCAAAGCAAAAAAUUUUGGUGGAAUAACACCACUUGAAGUUGCACAAAGGAGUCGUAAUUUUGGAAUGGUAAUAUAUCUCAAUAUGCUGUACAAAGCUUAUGGAAAUCUCCCAAAUAUAUAG